CGCCAACACGCGACGCACUGCCUAGCUCGACAUGGAGGGCGAGAUGGAUGUCGAUGUACCUGAGUUGCGGGGCACGAAGCGCCCAGUGGAGGAGAAGGAUGUUUCUGAACCUCCUAAGCCGAAGCGGAUCAAGGCCCUAGAUCCCGAUGUUGUUAAUAAAAUUGCCGCUGGAGAAAUCAUUGUCGCGCCGAUGCACGCACUCAAGGAGCUGAUUGAAAACGCCGUGGAUGCGGGAUCCACAUCGAUUGAGGUUCUCGUCAAAGAUGGUGGGCUGAAGCUACUACAAAUUACGGACAAUGGACAUGGCAUUGACCGUGAUGAUCUUCCCAUCCUCUGCGAGCGAUUUACAACGUCCAAACUGAAAGAAUUCGAAGACCUCUCUUCUAUCGGAACAUACGGUUUCCGUGGCGAAGCGUUGGCAAGUAUCAGUCAUAUUGCUCACUUGACGGUGACAACAAAGACCGCGGGAUCCAGCUGUGCCUGGCGAGCGCACUACGGUGAUGGCAAGCUUGUCCCGGCUAAGCCAGGUCAACCUGCUGCGCCGAAGGCUACGGCUGGACGAGGAGGGACACAGAUAACCGUGGAGGAUUUGUUCUACAAUGUUCCCACUCGUCGUCGCGCCUUUCGCUCAGCAAGUGAAGAGUAUGCCAAGAUCCUCGACGUGGUCGGCAGGUAUGCGGUACACUGUGCUGGAGUCGCUUUCUCAUGUCGCAAGCAUGGCGAUUCAGGGGUCAGUAUCUCGACCCCGUCAGUUGCCAAUACAAUUGACCGGAUUCGCCAAAUUCACGGUAGCGCGGUCGCCAACGAGUUGGUCGAGUUCAAAGUCUCUGAAGAUAAGCUUGGUUUUCGUGCUUCGGGUCUUGCGACAAACGCCAACUACCAUGUUAAGAAGACCGCUAUCCUCCUCUUCAUCAACCAUCGCGCCGUCGAAUCGACCGCAAUCAAACGGGCCGUGGAACAGACCUACUCAGCCUUCUUGCCUAAAGGUGGCCAUCCUUUCCUGUAUCUCGACCUAGAGAUCGAACCCAAUCGCGUCGAUGUCAAUGUCCACCCGACGAAGAGGGAGGUCAACUUUUUGAACGAAGACGAGAUCAUCGAGAUGGUCUGCGACGAGAUCAGGUCCAAAUUAGCUCAAGUCGACUCGAGUCGUACCUUUCUCACUCAAAGUCUCCUUCCGGGCGUACAGACCAUCGAAACACUUCAACCAUCAUCUAAAGAUGAUGCCGCGGAUGGGAAAGCAGCGGCUACUCCCAAGACACCGGCACCAAUGAAACGCCCAUACGAAAAUAAUCUAGUCCGAACGGACUCCAAAAUCCGCAAAAUCACCUCGAUGCUCACUCCCGCACCCGUACCAUCACCGUCUGGCCAGGGUAUAUCUACCGAGCCCGGCAUCCCACCACCCGCCAUUCAAGAUGACGGACUACAGUACGAGAUCACAGAUCGCCAGCCACUCCGAAUCGCCCUGACAUCUGUCAAAAAUCUCCGCAGCGCCGUUCGUGCCACCAUGCACAACACAUUGACCGAGAUGUUUGCGUCACACACAUACGUCGGCCUGGUAGACGAGCGACGCCGUCUCGUCGCCAUUCAAUCUGGCGUGAAACUCUACCUGGUAGACUAUGGACUCGCAUGCAACGAAUUAUUCUACCAAGUCGGCCUAACAGAUUUUGGAAACUUCGGUGUGAUCACCCUAGAUCCACCGCCGAAGCUGGUCGAUCUACUGAAAAUUGCAGUUGAUGCCGAGACAGAGGAACAAGCAGACGGAAAUAAACCGGAAGCUGCCAGCAUUCUGGUCAAGGCCGCGGAAUCAAUCUCCCGGACCCUGGUCGAGCGACGGGAGAUGCUUGACGAGUACUUUUCGAUGAAAGUCAGUGAAGACGGGGAGUUGCUUACGCUCCCGCUGCUCUUGAAGGGGUAUGUCCCAUCGCUAGCGAAGCUACCGCGCUUCCUACUUCGUCUUGGUCCGUACGUGGACUGGACGGGCGAGGAGGAGUGCUUCCGUACUUUCUUGCGUGAGCUGGCUGCCUUUUAUACACCAGAGCAACUCCCAGUUCUCCCGUCACCGCCGUCGAGGGAUCUUUCAGCGAAUCCCAUUACGGAGGCCGGGCAGGAACGCCCCCAACCCAACGCAGAGGACCCAGUAGAAUGGAACGAAGAUCCAUUAAUCCAGGCGCGCCGUGCGCAGAUGAUGAGAAUGUUGGAGCAUGCUGUCUUCCCGGCCAUUCGCUCGCGAUUGGUUGCUACAUCCCGAAUGCUUAAGGGAGUAGUCGAGGUUGCCGAUCUAAAGGGUCUUUACAGAGUAUUUGAGCGAUGCUAAGCGUCCCAAACAACCCGGCACGAACCGUAGACUUAUCAGUUACGAAUAUAGGAUACAAGUUACAAAGACAAAGAAAAACUCCAGACCCCUGGAUAGCAUUCAAAAUAAGAUACUGUAGAUCCCGUAGUCCUGACGAUUGACCAUGCCCGUCCUUGCCCAUACCCUGUAACACAUGGCCUUGAUCCAGUACAGCCUGAAGGUAUAAAAAAGAUAAGAAAGAAAAAAAGAAAUGCGGUGUCAGUUUGGCACAUAAGAUCCAUGAACCGCGAAAAAUCUGCCCACAAACCCUGUAUCAGUAGGGAUGAUCGCUCGAUAUUCCUGACCUCAGAGAUGAUGAAGUACAAUAAGGAACACAAAUUAUCCAUAUUCUGCAGCCUGAUGGUGUGGACAAUGAGGCAUCGGAAAGUCCCCGGAAGAAAUAAAAAGGUAAAAGCGGUGCGUAACCCGGAGACAUGGAAGAAAGGGAAAUUGACCUGCCAUGGUUGCAAAGUCGAAACGGAAAAGUGUGGUAGGAAAUUGUCAAGGUAAGAUGUAGCGUUGCAUCGUCAAUCCAUGUGGUUGGAUCAUUGCCAUCGAUCCAUCGGGGGAAUUCUCGCAACGCCCAGCGCCAAACUCAAAUACAAAUCAAUCAACAAGUCAUCCCUCGUUCAAAAAGUCGUGUGUCAAAUCGUCCGAAUAUAAUAGGAAAAGAACCAAAAGUCCUGCAUGGCCGGAGAGAAAUCAAAAAGGAGCCGGUAUGAUGAAAAUCGGCCAUGCGCAAGGUAACGGUGAAAUUCACCAAAGUGAACGAACAAAUAUUAAGAAUAUCGAAAGCGGGCCUAUCAAGUCGGAGCUUCGAGAAGUGUAUGCAGGGUUUCGAAGAAGAGGCUGACGGUAUGAGGGUAGCAUUGUGCUGUAAAUCAGGUUCUCGAGUACGGUUUGUUCAGGAGAGCGAUCUCACGCGAGACGGUCGCCCAUUCUAACUCGCGUUUUGAAGGGGUGCCUCGCUUUUGCUUUUGCAGUUGUUCC
Penicillium brasilianum is the source of this 3322-nucleotide messenger RNA. NCBI's taxonomy places the organism in Eukaryota, Fungi, Ascomycota, Eurotiomycetes, Eurotiales, Aspergillaceae. The record is from the annotation of a GenBank genome assembly.